UUGCGAACCACCUGCAGCUUGCGAUGACGUCAUGACGCGGUGUUGACACAGCGUUGUUCGUUCGGGUCUAAUUUUUGAUGAUUUUGAAGGUUGUAACUGUUCUCUUGUAGCGUGGAUGACAGGCGGCGAAGUACAGAAGCGGUUUUCAUGUAGUCUAAAGAGUCCAGACGGUGUCUCCAUGGAGGUCGUGGACAGUCCGCUCAAUCUGGCUCAUCAGCAGUGCAGGAAAGCAGAGCGUUCGCUGGCAGCUGGAAAGUAUGAAGACGCCAUCUCCUGCCAUGGCAAAGCAGCUGAUCUUCUAACAGAUGCUAUGAAGAUGACAGAAUGUGAGCAGGCUCGUCUGUCCAUGGAGCUGCAGAGGGACAGUCACAUCAAGCAGCAGAGACUGAUCCAGGAGCGCUGGAAAAGAGAAGCUCGGCAUGAGGCAACAAAGGCUCGACGGGACCUGACCCAGCUGCCCUCUGGAGCCCAAAGCCAAACCAAACAGGGCACGGGCCAGCUCCAGCUGGACUCUCCCUCAGGUGCUGACAAGUGUGAAGCGGUUACGGAGAGAGAGUACGACACCUUGCUGUUCCAACUCCAGACCCGCCAGGCCGGAGGCUGCCCACCUGUCCUUCCUAUGCCCAGUUCGAAGACUACCAAAGAUGACAAAACCCGCUUGGAAGAGCAGCGAACCACCAUCGAUUAUCUGCGGCGCCUCGUUGAUCAACUGAUGGACGAGAAUCAGCGGCUGGCGGCUGAGAAUGAGCGGCUCCAGUCAGAAAAUGCUCGGCUUCGCUCCGAGGCUGCAGACUUUGUAGAGCGGUCGGAGCUCUGGGUCCUUCCACAGGCUGGUGGCACUAUUGGACCAGAAGGUGGGCAGCAGCGGAAAAGUACAGGGAAGGGGAAAGAGAUCGCAAUCCCUCAGCUUCCCCCGCUGGAGAUGCCAGCUCAGGAAGAUCUGUGCCUGGACGGCCUCCCCCCCCUGGAUUUCCCAGAGGACACAGAAGAACUCCAGGAGCUCCUUGACCGAGACAAACUGUGAUCUGUCUCUUUCUCACACACACAGCCGUGACUCUAGACUGCCUCCAAACGGAGGAGAUAUCUGUGCAGGUGCAGCAUCACACACAUGAACGUGUCCAGUCAAGCCAGAGUCCAAAAUAAGAUGUUCCCACUGAACUCAGGCACCAGAUGAAGCUUCCAGAAUCCUGUUCUUCAGAGGGUAAAGGAUUUUUUUGUUGUUCUUGUUGUUUUUAAUACCUGCAGUCACAGUCGACUCGUUGUGUACCUGCUGGACUCUGCAGACAUCCUGAAAUGACGACAUGAAGCUGAAACGUGUGUUUAGAUUAUUUCAUGAACAGGUUGAAAUGUUUUGUUGUCUCACAGACUGCUGAAGGUGGUACAAAAGUUAUUUUGAAUU
Molecule: messenger RNA, 1399 nt
Organism: Thalassophryne amazonica
Lineage: Eukaryota; Metazoa; Chordata; Actinopteri; Batrachoidiformes; Batrachoididae
Product: nuclear receptor-binding factor 2-like
Biological process (GO): autophagy
Source: RefSeq, a predicted model, not a curated record